Molecule: messenger RNA, 645 nt
Organism: Python bivittatus (Burmese python)
Lineage: Eukaryota; Metazoa; Chordata; Lepidosauria; Squamata; Pythonidae
Gene: FGF8
Product: fibroblast growth factor 8
Molecular function (GO): growth factor activity
Source: RefSeq, a predicted model, not a curated record
AUGAAUCUCUUCUCUUCCAUAUUCAGCUAUUUGCUACUGCACUUGUUUGCUUUCUGCUUGCAGGCACAGGUAACUGUUCAGUCCCCACCUAAUUUUACACAGCAUGUGAGGGAGCAGAGCCUGGUGACCGACCAACUAAGCCGGAGACUCGUCCGGACCUAUCAGCUGUACAGUCGGACCAGUGGGAAGCACGUUCAAAUCCUGGACAACAAGAAAAUCAAUGCCAUGGCGGAGGAUGGAGAUGCUCAUGCUAAACUCAUUGUGGAGACUGAUACUUUUGGGAGCAGAGUAAGAAUCAAGGGAGCGGAGACAGGCUUCUAUAUUUGCAUGAACAAGAAAGGAAAACUGAUUGGCAAGAGCAAUGGCAAAGGCAAGGAUUGUGUUUUCACUGAGAUUGUGCUGGAGAACAACUACACAGCAUUACAAAAUGCGAAGUAUGAAGGAUGGUAUAUGGCCUUCACCCGGAAGGGACGUCCCCGCAAAGGCUCCAAGACCCGUCAGCAUCAGCGUGAGGUGCACUUCAUGAAGAGGCUGCCCAAAGGCCACCAAACAACAGAGCCUCACAGACGCUUCGAAUUUCUUAAUUAUCCAUUCAACCGGAGGAGUAAAAGGACUCGAAACUCCAGCCCAAAGCCAUUGCCCUGA